Molecule: messenger RNA, 2004 nt
Organism: Oryza brachyantha (malo sina)
Lineage: Eukaryota; Viridiplantae; Streptophyta; Magnoliopsida; Poales; Poaceae
Product: leucine-rich repeat extensin-like protein 3
Exons: 1
Coding region: 191-1396 (401 amino acids)
Molecular function (GO): protein binding
Source: RefSeq, a predicted model, not a curated record
GCUGUCCUCCUCUCCCCACCCCACUCCACUCCACUCCACUCCGCCACCGCUUCUUCUCCUCUCCAUUCCAUCCAGCUCAAGAACUCUCGAAUCCCCACCCGCAUUGCUGCUCGCGUUCGCGCCGGAUUGUGUCUGGUUUGUUGGUGUUUUUUUUGUGUGGGUUUUUUGGUGGUGUUAUGAGAGUGGUGCGAUGAGGAAGGCGGUGUUAGUGGCGGUGGUGGUGGUGUGGGUGGUCGCCGGCGGCGGCGAGGCGGCGGUGGAGGUGGACCCGGCGUGGAGGUUCCCGAGCGCGCGGCUGCGGGACGCGUACGUGGCGCUGCAGACGUGGAAGCAGACGGCCAUCUUCUCCGACCCCAAGAACCUCACCGCCGACUGGGUCGGCCCCGGGGUGUGCGGCUACACCGGCGUGUUCUGCGCGCCGCUUCCGGGGGCGCCGCGUGGGGAGGUGGCCGUCGCCGGGGUGGACCUCAACCACGGCGACAUCGCGGGGUACCUCCCGCCGGAGCUCGGGAUGCUCACCGACCUCGCGCUGCUCCACCUCAACUCCAACCGCUUCUGCGGCCUCGUCCCGGCCACCCUCCGCCGCCUCCGCCGCCUCCACGAGCUCGACCUCAGCAACAACCGCUUCGUUGGCGGGUUCCCCGCCGUCGUGCUCGAGCUCCCGGCUCUCAGGUUCCUCGACCUCCGGUACAACGACUUCGAGGGCUCCGUCCCGCCGCAGCUGUUCGACCUCCCGCUCGACGCCAUCUUCCUCAACCACAACCGCCUCCGCUUCGAGCUCCCCGACAACUUCGGCAACUCCCCCGUCUCCGUCAUCGUCCUCGCCAACAACGACUUCGGCGGCUGCCUCCCGGCGAGCCUCGGCAACAUGUCGGCCACGCUCAACGAGAUCCUCCUCAUCAACAACGGCCUCAGCUCCUGCGUCCCGCCCGAGGUCGGGAUGCUCCGGGAGGUCACCGUGUUCGACGUCAGCUUCAACUCGCUCGCCGGCCCGCUCCCGCCGGAGGUGGCCGGGAUGCGGAAGGUGGAGCAGCUCGACGUCGCGCACAACCGCCUCUCGGGCACCGUGCCGGAGGCGGUCUGCGGCCUCCCCCGACUCAAGAACUUCACCUUCUCCUACAACUACUUCUCCGGCGAGCCGCCGUCCUGCGCGCGCGUCGUGCCGGCCGACGGCGACCGCCGGAACUGCCUGCCCAACCGCCCCGCCCAGCGCAUGCCGCAGCAGUGCGCCGCGUUCUACGCCCUCCCGCCAGUCGAUUGCACCGCGUUCCAGUGCAAACAGUUCGUCCCCUCGCCGCCAUUGCCGCCACCUCCGCCGCCCGCAUACCCCGGCCCAUUGCCGCCGGUGUAUCCCAUCCCAUACGCGUCGCCGCCGCCACCUCCGCUUUACCGAUGAUUCUUUCACAAGAGAAGCAUUGUCACCACCACCACCACCACCAGCACCACCACCUCCCCACCUCGCCGGCGAGCUGGAAGAGACAAUUGAGCUCGCCGUCACAACUGUACGUGGUCAAUUGUUGUGCUUACAAUAUUAGAGUUCUUGAUUGAUGAUAGCUACCGGCGUAAACAAGAGUAAACUACCAUACAUAUCACUAGUUGAUUUUGCAAUUGUUGGUGUCUGUUCUCGGUGUCGUCAUCGUCAUCAUCAUUGUCGUCAUCGUCAACCGGCUUGAAAUUUUCGCAGUGAUGGCGAAAAGGAUCGGAGGUAGGUGAUGGGGGGAGCAAUCUGAGCUUUAGAUUUAUGGCUAAUUGCGAUAAUUGGGUUGUGAAUAAUAAGCUGUUUGAGAGACAGGGUAAGGUGAUGGGGAGGAUUAUUGGUGUGUUUUCACUAUUAUUAUUAUUGUUAUUAUUUCGGGUGUAUAGAGUGAAGCUUUGAUGGUUUCUUCUUCAGUGAAGCUUCAGCUGAGAGCCGGGGAUAUGUUUUUAGAUGAAGAUAUCUUUCCUAAUUAAAUUACUUUUGUACCACAGCUACUUACUGUUAUUAUUCCAUUAUUAUUAUUAUUA